AACUGAGGAGUGGUAUGUCAGAAAUUUUAUCUUGAAGAAUUAUUAGUUGUCUCAGGCAAAAGAGGUUUCCUUUCUGAGACUCAGUUCUCAUCACUUCGUUAUACCUACCACGCAUGUGCCUGAUUAUUGAUCCUUGCAGGAAGAGUAACUAGCAUUCUAAAACUAAGCUUUGGCUUUUUUGGGUUUAUUCGACUUUCUAUUUAGCAAGGUUCGGUUCGGUCUUGCCUUUGCUCAGCAAAAACACACACAAUAUGGCUGUGAAUGGAUCAAAACAACUAGUUGGAGUGAUUUUUACAGUGUUUCUUCUUCUUCUCUCACCCUCUCUUUCUGUUUCUGUUCAUCAAAACCCAAAUGAAACCACGAAUCCCACCGUCGUUGAGACAAGCGAAAAUCCUGGUUUUCUUUCUAAAGUUGCGAACUUUUUGUGGAGCUCGUCUGGAUCAGGAUACCAACACACUUGGCCAGACGUAGAAUUUGGAUGGAGAAUAGUAACAGGGACGAUAAUAGGGUUCUUAGGAUCUGCAUUCGGAACUGUGGGAGGUGUUGGCGGAGGUGGCAUAUUUGUCACCAUGCUUUCUCUCAUCAUCGGAUUUGAUCCAAAAUCAGCUACUGCAAUAUCCAAAUGUAUGAUUACUGGUGGAGCCGCAUCGACAGUUUUCUACAAUUUGAAGCAAAAGCACCCAACGCUUGACAUGCCUGUCAUUGAUUACGAUUUGGCACUUCUUUUCCAACCAGUGCUGGUGCUUGGAAUCAGCAUUGGAGUUGUCUUCAAUGUUAUUUUUGCUGAUUGGAUGAUCACAAUCUUGCUAAUUAUUAUUUUCAUAGGAAUUGCAACCAAGGCAUUGCUAAAGGGAGUUGAGACAUGGAAAAAAGAAACCAUUAUCAAGAAGGAAUCUGCUAGACAGUCACAAUUAAAUGGCACUGAAAGAACUGAGGAGGUUGCAUAUCAGCCUCUGCCAGGAGGCCCAACAGCUCCAAACGGAAGUAAUCAUACAGCUCCUGAAAAAUCCAACCAAAAGAGAUCUCUUGUUGGAAAUAUUCGCUGGAAAGCGCUUGGAAUACUUUUCACUGUCUGGGUCGUUAUACUUGCGUGCGAGAUUGGAAAAAGUCACACAACAACUUGUUCAAUCCAGUACUGGAUACUUAAUAUAUUACAGGUCCCUGUGGCAUUAGGAGUGACAUCCUUUCAGGCCAUACGUUUAUACAAAGGGAAGACAGUGAUAGCGUCGAAAGGAGAUCAACAAACACAAUGGCGACCAUACCAGUUAAUCAUGUAUUCUGCCUGUGGCAUAUGUGCUGGUAUGGUUGGUGGCUUGCUUGGUCUUGGUGGAGGUUUCAUAUUGGGACCUCUUUUUCUCGAGUUAGGAAUCCCUCCUCAGGUGUCAAGUGCCACAGCUACUUUUGCCAUGACAUUUUCUGCAUCUAUGUCAGUGGUAGAAUACUACCUUUUGAAUCGGUUUCCCAUUCCUUAUACUCUUUACUUUGUGGCUGUAUCCACUCUUGCGGCCUUUGUUGGGCAAGUUUUAGUGAAAAAGCUGGUUGCCUUGUUAGGAAGAGCAUCACUCAUCAUUUUCAUCCUCUCUGGCACCAUUUUUGUCAGUGCACUAUCACUAGGUAGUGUGGGCAUAGCAAACAUGAUCCAUAAAAUUGAACAUCAAGAGUACAUGGGUUUUGAAAACCUCUGCACAUACGCGGGCUAAAGCAUCCAAAUUCAGGCUAUUUGUAGAUUCAAUUUCAAGGAACAGACCAUUUAAUUCACAUUUUUCAAUUGUUUCUCAAUUGGAGUCUUUUUUACUAAGUCUUAAGUUUGGUAGUGUUUUGUCAAGAAUUUUAAGUAACAAAGUUCAGCAUUUAAUUGUAUUUCAAACAUCCCAGGAUCUUGAAUCUUGUUCUCACAUAAGAAAAUUAUGUAGUGUGCCUUUUUAAAAUUUUAUCAUUAUCAGGUUAAAUUA
This is a messenger RNA of Vigna radiata var. radiata (mung bean), 1952 nucleotides long. Its product is annotated as sulfite exporter TauE/SafE family protein 3. Gene Ontology annotation, cellular component: membrane; Cul4A-RING E3 ubiquitin ligase complex. The coding region runs from base 252 to 1700 and encodes 482 amino acids. The record is from RefSeq and is a predicted model, not a curated record. Gene Ontology annotation, biological process: protein ubiquitination. The transcript is spliced from 12 exons. NCBI's taxonomy places the organism in Eukaryota, Viridiplantae, Streptophyta, Magnoliopsida, Fabales, Fabaceae.